Molecule: messenger RNA, 2210 nt
Organism: Ipomoea nil (Japanese morning glory)
Lineage: Eukaryota; Viridiplantae; Streptophyta; Magnoliopsida; Solanales; Convolvulaceae
Product: acyl-coenzyme A oxidase 3, peroxisomal-like
Exons: 12
Coding region: 35-2083 (682 amino acids)
Biological process (GO): lipid homeostasis; fatty acid beta-oxidation using acyl-CoA oxidase
Cellular component (GO): peroxisome
Molecular function (GO): acyl-CoA oxidase activity; FAD binding; fatty acid binding
Source: RefSeq, a predicted model, not a curated record
AGUUUCUACAAAGCUGGCUGCUUUAUUCGCAAUAAUGGAGUCUUCACCGUCGUCAACGGAGAAACCGAAUUUCCGAGCCAAAGUCCUAAGCGGACACCUAACCCAACAAAACAACCACCCUCCGAUCCUCCAAUGCUCGCUGUCGGCGUCGCCGUGCCUGAGCUACACCCCGCCGGAGGUCUCCGAGCCAGGCGGCUUGGACGUUUGGGAGAUGCGGAAGCUGAUGGACGGGCACAACUUGCAGGACAGGGAUUGGCUCUAUGGCAUCAUGAUCCAGAGCCAUCUUUUCAACCCGAGGGAGAGAGGCGGAAAGGUGUUUGUGGCGGCGGAUUAUAACCAGAAUAUGGAGCAGCAGAGAGAGAUGACGAUGAGGAGAAUUGGGCAUCUCUUAGAUUGUGGGGUUUUUAAGGGAUGGCUCACUGAAAAUGGCCCUGAAUCUGAGCUUAGGAAGCUGGCUCUCCUGGAUGUUAUUGCCCUUUUUGAUCACUCUCUCAGUGUCAAACUUGGUGUCCAUUUCAUUCUCUGGGGUGGAGCUAUCCAGUUUCUGGGAACAAAGCGCCACCAUGAUGAGUGGUUGAGGGAUACUGAAAAUUAUGCAGUGAAAGGUUGCUUUGCAAUGACAGAGUUGGGGCAUGGCAGUAAUGUACGAGGUAUUGAAACAGUCACAACGUAUGACUCAAGAACAGGAGAGUUUGUUAUAAACACUCCAUGUGAAUCAGCUCAGAAGUACUGGAUAGGAGGGGCAGCUAAUCAUGCAACACAUACAAUAGUAUUUUCACAACUUAAGAUUGACGGGAAAGAUCAAGGAGUCCAUGCGUUUAUUGCUCAGAUCAGAGAUGCAAAUGGUAACAUUUGUCCCAACAUUCGUAUAGCUGACUGUGGUCACAAGAUCGGUUUGAAUGGAGUUGACAAUGGCCGGAUAUGGUUUGACAAUGUGCGUGUUCCCCGGGAAAAUUUGCUGAAUUCAGUGGCAGAUGUUUCUCAUGAUGGCAAGUAUCUGACUGCAAUUAAGGAUCCUGACAGGAGAUUCGGAGCAUUCAUGGCGCCUUUGACAACAGGGCGUGUAACCAUACCAUCCAUCGUAACUUACUCAGCAAAGGUGGGCAUAGCCAUUGCCAUAAGAUACUCGUUGACAAGGAGAGCAUUUUCAGUCACACCAAAUGGACCCGAAGUUUUAUUGCUCGAUUACCCCAGUCAUCAAAGACGACUACUCCCUCUUCUUGCAAAGACAUAUGCCAUGAGCUUUGCUGCUAACUUCUUGAAAAGGAUGUAUGUGAAGAGGAAACCUGAAAUGAUCAAAACCUUACAUGUUGUUUCGAGUGCCUUUAAGGCUACCUUAAGCUGGCAUAAUAUGCGAACACUUCAGGAAUGUAGGGAAGCUUGCGGUGGGCAAGGCUUGAAAACUGAAAACCGGAUAGGCCAAGCAAAAAGUGAAUAUGAUGUACACUCUACUUUUGAGGGCGACAACAAUGUUCUUAUGCAACAGGUUAGCAAGGCGCUUCUUGCAGAAUAUGUCACAUGCAAAAGGAAGGGCAAGGCAUUUAAAGGAUUGGGAUUGGAACACAUGAAUGAACCUUGUCCUGUUAUACCUUCUAAGCUUUCUAGUGAUACCCUAGGGAGCAUCCAAUUCCAGAAUGACAUAUUUUGCCUGCGAGAGCGACACCUUCUGAAUCUCUUUGCUGCUGAAGUUUCACAACACCAAGCGAGCGGUGAAGGCAAAGAAAAUGCAUUUUUGUUGAGUUACCAGCUGGCUGAAGACUUGGGUAGAGCCUUUGCAGACCGUACAAUUUACCAUACUUUUGUAAAUGCUGAGCCUUCUGUAAACUCCGGUUCGCUAAAGAAUAUACUCAGUCUCGUAAGAUCAAUGUAUGCUAUGGCGAUUUUGGACGAAGAUGCUGCAUUCCUGCGAUAUGGAUGCUUAACGACAGAUAAUGCUGCUGCAGUUAGGAAAGAAAUCGCGACGCUUUGCAGUGAACUAAGACCUCAUGCUCUCGCCUUGGUCACUUCCUUUGGCAUACCCGAUGCUUUCUUGAGCCCCAUCGCUUUCAAUUGGAUCGACUCAAACGCCUGGUCUUCCCUUUAGGAUAACCUUUGUUAAUGUCUAUGAUGUUUUUUGGUCAUAAAUAUAUGUAUAAGAUUCCAACUACAAAGUACAUGUUCUAGUUAAUAAAUACGACCAAAUGAAUGCCAUCAGUCUAUGUUGCAAAAUA